This is a messenger RNA of Melozone crissalis (California towhee), 1021 nucleotides long. It is a transcript of the gene CREB3L4, whose product is annotated as cAMP responsive element binding protein 3 like 4. Gene Ontology annotation, molecular function: DNA-binding transcription factor activity, RNA polymerase II-specific; RNA polymerase II cis-regulatory region sequence-specific DNA binding. Gene Ontology annotation, biological process: regulation of transcription by RNA polymerase II. The transcript has 8 exons. The coding region runs from base 77 to 1021 and encodes 314 amino acids. The record is from RefSeq and is a predicted model, not a curated record. Lineage: Eukaryota; Metazoa; Chordata; Aves; Passeriformes; Passerellidae. Gene Ontology annotation, cellular component: nucleus.
GCGGCGGCACCACCGGGGACCGGGGGACCCGCAGGGGGUUCAUCCUCGGGGCACGAGGGAUCCCCAGGGAACCCCAAUGGAGGCACCGGAGCUCCCGGAGCCCGACGGGCUCUUCCCGGAUCCCGCCUCGCUCCCGGUGCCGGUGCUGGGCUUCCAGAUCUUGACGCUCCCGGAGGACGAUGGCAGCGGCACCGAGGAGCUGCUGGGGCUGACGGUGAACCCCGACAUCGCCUGCGGGCUCGGCACCGGCCCGGAGCCCCCCCGGGCCGAGGGGCCCCCGCCGGUGCUGCUGGAGGUGGUUUGUGACCUCAGCGCCCCCCUGCACCCCUCGCUGUUCCCCGGCGUGCAGCUGGCCCCGCAGCCCGACCCCCAGCCCACCCUCCGGCUGACGGAGGAGGAGCAGCGGCUGCUGGCACAGGAGGGGGUGACCCUGCCCGGGGCGCUGCCCCUCACCCAGGCCCAGGAGCGGCUCCUGAAAAAGGUGCGGAGAAAGAUCCGGAACAAACAAUCGGCGCAGGACAGCCGGAGGAGGAAGAAGGAAUACCUGGACGAGCUGGAGAGCAGGGCGGCCGCGUGCUCAGCACUGAACCAGGAGCUGCGGAAAAAGGUGCAGGAGCUGGAAACGAGCAACGGGUCUCUCCUGCGGCAGCUCCAGGCGCUGAUCAAGGAAACCUCCACCAAGCCCGCCCAGACCGGCACCUGUGUCCUGAUCCUGUUCCUGUCGCUGGGGCUGAUCCUGCUGCCCGGCUCCAGCCCGUUCCGCCGGGGCGGCAACCGGGACGGCCUCGGGCCCACCGGAGUGAUCUCCAGGAACAUCCUGACGCGGCGGGAACCGGGAGAGGUCGCACAAUUCCCGUUCCUCCCGUGGAUGUCGGGGCCAGAGCCGGGACCGGGAGCGGAGGACGGAGGCGGGGAGGGGCCUGGGGAUGGAAUUCCCGCCCUCCAAAGGGAUCCGGGCACCAAUUCCUCCAGGCAGGACGCGGGGACAGGAGGGACACGGGGACACGGGGAUGAGAUGUGA